Molecule: messenger RNA, 2379 nt
Organism: Saccharomycodes ludwigii
Lineage: Eukaryota; Fungi; Ascomycota; Saccharomycetes; Saccharomycodales; Saccharomycodaceae
Gene: RIX1
Product: Rix1p
Exons: 1
Coding region: 1-2379 (792 amino acids)
Biological process (GO): rRNA processing
Cellular component (GO): nucleus
Source: RefSeq, a predicted model, not a curated record
AUGUCUGACACACUCAUUCCUUUAUCUUUAAUUAUUCCGCAAUUGGAAUCUGCUAGUGGAGCAGAGUUCGAGGCCAUUCUAAAGAUAUUGAGAUCUAAAAAAUAUGUCAACCAAUCAUUGUUGAAAUCUGAUCUAAGUCUUUUGUCUGCUAAAAUUCUAAAAUUAUUAAAUGCUGUUAGCAGUAACAACGAUAAUGCCGAUUUUUCUGUCUGGAAAGGAUGUCAUUUGGCAAUGGUGUUGUGUACAUAUAAUCCAGUAUUUUUAUGUGCUUAUAGCAACUCCAUUUUAACCGCCCUUUGUCAUAGAUUUCAGCUACUUUCGGAUGAUUACACUGGUCAAGUUGUUAAUAAACCUUGUGGCAGGGCUAUUUUAAAAACUGUAGUUUUCAGUAUAACUAUAAUCACGGAUUUGCUACGAGGGAAACCGGCAUUGACUAGGGAAUGUUUGACUCCAAAAUUACCACUAAUCAUCUCUAAUUUGGUCUAUUUAAGUAAAUACGAGCCUGAGAUUUGUUUGCCAGUUAUACAUAAAUUGUUGCAAAAGAAUACCGUGACUUUUAAACCUUUUGCUAAUAAGUUUUUUCAGGUUUUGAACAGUUUAAUAGUCAACAACUUUUUUUAUUUUAAUUUGGAAACUCAGCAAUUAAUUACUGAUUCAUUUGCCGUAUUACAUUUAAUUAAAUUUGAUAUUAAGGAACUAAAUUCUGAAAAGGAUGUGACUAAACAACAUCAAAAGAAAUUAUUAGACAUACAAUGGAGAAAAGAAGUUAAUUGGAUUUUAGCACAAUUUAAACCGAUUGUAGAAUUGAUUAAAGUUUCUUUACUAGAUUUCUCAGCUGAUGAUCAAAUCUCGCAGUUGUACGAAUCAUUGCCAAGGGCUGAAAAGUCCGUUUCCGAUCAUGAUGAAAAAUUUGUUUUAAAAUUUCCGGCUUUGGAUUUAGACUUAAAUGAGCCCGUGUCUUUAUUUCAAAUAGAAAAAAGAUUGGAUAUAUUGUGUAAGCUUUUGAUUUCUCUAAUCAGGUUACCAACUCCAUUCCCAAUUAGAGUCCCCUUACCUGUCAUAAUAAAUGUUUCUGAAGUAUUAUUAAACUUAACAACCAACUUUUUGCCGUUACAAAAAGGAUUGCGUCGUGAUGAAGAAGUUACAAGUGUUAUUACUAAUGUGUUGCCCAAAAUACAAUUUAAGGGAGUCGUUUUGUUGAAGGCUUGUUUGGACACCUUUGGUGGUUGUAUGGUACCAUAUACCACUAACAUAUUAAACUCCUUAGAGCAAUACAUUCCAUUAUUAUCGUCAGUUAAGGCCAGCAAACACACUGAUCAACAUGUUAAUAAUGCUAAAAUUAAUUAUUUUAAGUGUACUGAUAUUUUAAGUUAUGAAUUUGGUAUUGUUUUCAAAAUUACGAGUGAAUUAUUAAAAGAAUAUAUUGGAAAAAAUACUAUUGAAAAUGAAAGCACACUUUUUGCUAAGCUAGUUGAUGUUGCUUUACAUUUAACACAAUCUGAAUCCUUAAUAGGUAGCACUGCUCAAGUGAAUAAUAAUACGAUUAACCCCUCUCUAUCCUCAAAGAAGAAUAAUAAGAGAAUUAGCAAACAGCAAAAUGCUAUAAUGGGGUCUAUGAGUGAUCUUUACUCACACCCAGGGGAGUUUUACAAGUAUUCCUCUCUUUCUCUGUACGAUGAGAUUAAUAAUUUUUUGGGGAAUAUGGUCAAAUAUGUAGUAUUGUCCUCUACCCAACAAAUUAAAAUAACAAAGUAUGCAAUUUUCAAUUGCGUUAAGUUUAAAGAUGUUGAAAGCUUUAAAAAAUUAGUUAAAUAUUUGGUGCUUUAUCCUGGAACUGAAAAAGUAUCAAUUUUGCCAAUUGCUUGUAGCUUAUUAAAGGAUGAUGAAAUGAUUGAAAUUUUGCGUAAUCCUAAAUUACCCAUUAAUUUUAUUCAAAAUGCUAAAAAAAUUGGCGAGGAGAAAUUUUCAAAGGAAGAAGAGAGUGAGGAUGAAGAUGAGGAAGGGGAAGCAGGGGAAGCAGAAGAUGGAAUAGGUGGGAAAGAAGCGAUAAAUAGUAUUGUAAAUGGAAAUUCUACUGAAACUAACUUUGUUACCACUUUGAAACUAAGUGAAGAAGAGAAUACCUCUGAACUCAUACAAUUAAAAGGUAACGAGGAUAAAAUCUUUAAAAGAAAGCAAGAUGACAUUACAAUAGAAAAAGAAGAUGAAGAACAAGAUGAAACUAAAAGAAUUAAAAUUUCUGUCACAAAAACAGAUAUACCUCCUUCUGAAAUUUAUGUCAAAAAUGAUAAAGAUGUAAUUAAAAACAGUGAAAAUGAAGAUAAGGAUUCUGAUGGUUCUGAUUUUGAAAUUCCUGAACUUGAUGUUUCAGAAGACUGA